CCCUCGAGCCGUGGUGGGUGUUGUCGCUGUUGUUGUUUUUACUCAGUCGCUGGUUCUUCACCGAAGUGAUGUGGAAGGCUGUGUUUUUUGUCCUGGCGGCUGUCUUGGCCGUCGGGUUCGGUGGCUUGGCGGGAGGCUUCAGAAACAUCGACGUCAAUGAUGAAGGAGUCCAGAACGCCUUGAACUUCGCCGUUCUCCACUACAACAGAGGCCUCAACGCUAUGUACCGCAGAGACGCGGUGGAGACGGUCAAGGCUCGGGCUCAGGUUGUUUCGGGUAUGAAUUAUGAGAUCACUGUGAAAAUGGCCGAGACCACCUGCAGGAAGGAAAGCACCAGUGAAACCUGCCCCGUCAUCGACUCCCAUCAGCCCAGGAACUACACCUGUGUUUUCACAGUGUGGAGCCAGCCUUGGAUGAGCAUUAUUGAGCUGACAAAACAGAAGUGCGACAACUAACUACACAAGGAAUCAUCUGCUCUGGGAACGUUGAUAGAAACCCUCUUUCGUUGAUGAUAACCCUCCUCCUUCUGAGUGAAAUGUAUUUUCUCCUAAACAAACUACGACAGUAUUAACCUCUCUGUGUUAUACCCGUGUGACGGGGCAUAGACAUGUUUCAAAGUUCACUUUAUGCAAUUCUAAUGUUCCAGUGUAGAGGACCGCUUUUAGAUUAGCAGCUUAGUACUGAUUUAGUCAUUAGAUGACAUUAUUGCAGACCAUAUGAGUGUUCUUCUUUCGAUUGAUUUCUGCUCUGAUCAGUUACAAAAACUGUUAAUAUGGCUGAUGUAAAGAAUGGGAAUUGGUUUCUAAUAAAACUGCUGCAGUAUUUGGUAACAACUUCAA
Molecule: messenger RNA, 839 nt
Organism: Salarias fasciatus (jewelled blenny)
Lineage: Eukaryota; Metazoa; Chordata; Actinopteri; Blenniiformes; Blenniidae
Gene: cst3
Product: cystatin C (amyloid angiopathy and cerebral hemorrhage)
Exons: 3
Coding region: 69-455 (128 amino acids)
Cellular component (GO): cytoplasm; vesicle
Molecular function (GO): cysteine-type endopeptidase inhibitor activity
Source: RefSeq, a predicted model, not a curated record